AUGCCAGGUAAAUUAAGGGGUAUCCAGAAAGAUGUGAUACAUUUUUAUAGACAGUGUAUAAGAGCUGCUUUAAGAAAACCUCGAAAUAAGCAGCAACAUUUUGUCACUUAUAUCCAUGAAGAGUUCGAUAAGUAUAGAGAUUUACCAAGAAAGGACUUUGGUACAAUUGAAUACCUACUCCGAGCUGGGGAUAAAAAAUUGAAGAUGUAUUCAAGACCUGAAUUAACUGAUAUUCAUUAA
Messenger RNA from Naumovozyma dairenensis CBS 421, 240 nucleotides. It is a transcript of the gene SDH6, whose product is annotated as Sdh6p. Lineage: Eukaryota; Fungi; Ascomycota; Saccharomycetes; Saccharomycetales; Saccharomycetaceae. The record is from RefSeq and is a predicted model, not a curated record. Gene Ontology annotation, biological process: mitochondrial respiratory chain complex II assembly. The coding region runs from base 1 to 240 and encodes 79 amino acids. Gene Ontology annotation, cellular component: mitochondrion. The transcript has a single exon.